Onychostoma macrolepis is the source of this 7853-nucleotide messenger RNA. RefSeq names its product anoctamin 3 (gene ano3). Gene Ontology annotation, molecular function: chloride channel activity; protein dimerization activity. Lineage: Eukaryota; Metazoa; Chordata; Actinopteri; Cypriniformes; Cyprinidae. Gene Ontology annotation, biological process: chloride transmembrane transport. The record is from RefSeq and is a predicted model, not a curated record. Gene Ontology annotation, cellular component: plasma membrane.
GCGGGUCAUUCAUCGAGCCACUGAAGGGUGUCCAUCCGUCCUCUUACAGUACGUAACCAUGACAACAGCCCCGGAUGGUGGAGCGCGAGGGUAGACAGGUGUUGGGUUGCGCAGAGGAGAGACACCUACGCGAUCGCUCCAUACUUUCCCAUGUAUCCUGCCUUCAUCUUCUGCACGCGAGGAUCUCUGUCGGGAACCACCAUGGUGCAUCACUCUGGAUCCAUACAGUCCUUCAAGCAGCAGAAGGGUAUGCACAACAGUAUCAGUGAAAUUUUGAAGGAGAAAACGCUAAAAUCGUCUCGCCGCAGUUUGCCAUGUCUGGCUCAGAGUCAGACACAUCCUCAGAACCUCAAUCACUUCCUCUCUGUGCCUCUGAGUCCUAAACCCAAAACAUACCCUCACAGCGUCAGUGCCUCCUGCACACAAAUCACACCUCCUUCCACAGACACUAGUCAGGAUGUCUACAUGGAAGAGAAGGAGGUGGGGGAGUCUGAGACUAAAACAGAUGAAACGUUCCUCGUCCAGCAGAAGCCUGUGUCCAGAGCAAAGCUAGAGGCCCGCACAGACUCCAUAAAGGGGAACAAUCUAGAAAACCCCUCAGGAUUGAUGUUUAGAGAUGGGAAGAAGCGCAUUGACUAUAUAUUAGUCUAUAAGAAAUCCAGCCCUCAGGUGGAGAAGAGGUGCACAUUUGAGAGGAACCUGCGGGCUGAAGGGCUAAUGCUGGAGAAGGAGCCCUCAUUAACAAACGGUGAUAUCAUGUUUGUGAAGAUUCAUGCGCCGUGGGACACACUGUGUAAAUAUGCGGAGCAGAUGAACAUUAGAAUGCCCUUCAGGAAAAAGUGUUACUUCACAGACUGGAAGAAAAAAACUAUGGGCAGUCGAUUUCAUUUGAGAUUUCGUCAGUUGAAGAGCUGGCUGCCCAGAAACCCCAUGAAACUGGAUAAAGAGGCGUUACCAGACCUGGAGGAAACUGACUGCUACACCGCCCCCUUCAGCAGGACCAGAAUGCACCAUUUUACCAUCAACAACAGACAGACAUUUUUCUCCAACUCAACCAGAAGCAGGAUAGUACAUCAUGUACUACAGCGCACAAAGUACGAGGACGGGAAGUCUAAGAUGGGUAUUAAUCGGUUACUUGGCAACAGUACAUAUGAGGCAGCGUUUCCUCCGCAUGAGGGAAGUUAUAAAAGCAGACAUCCGAUUAAAACCCAUGGGGCUCAAAACCACAGACACCUUCUGUACGAGAGAUGGGCGCGCUGGGGGAUCUGGUACAAAUACCAGCCUCUAGACCUCAUACGGCGGUACUUUGGGGAGAAGAUUGGGCUGUAUUUUGCUUGGUUGGGCUGGUAUACAGGUAUGCUGAUCCCUGCUGCUCUAGUCGGCCUCUUCGUCUUCCUCUAUGGGCUUUUCACCAUGGACUCCAGCCAAGUAAGUAAAGAGAUAUGUGAGGCCAACACAACCAUCAUGUGUCCCAUGUGUGAAGGCAACUGCAGCUCUUGGGCGCUGAGUGACAGCUGUGUCUAUGCAAAGGUGACCCAUCUUUUUGAUAAUGGAGGCACAGUCUUCUUUGCAAUCUUCAUGGCAAUAUGGGCCACAGUAUUCCUUGAGUUCUGGAAGAGGAGAAGGGCGGAGCUAACCUACGACUGGGAUUUGAUUGACUGGGAGGAAGAAGAGGAGGAACUCCGGCCCCAGUUUGAAGCCAAAUACUCCCGGAAGGAGAGAGUAAACCCCAUCUCAGGGAAACCAGAGCCCUUCCAGCCCUUCACAGACAAACUCAGCCGACUCAUGGUGUCUGUUUCGGGAAUCUUCUUCAUGAUCUCUCUGGUCCUGACAGCCGUGUUUGCCGUGGUGGUGUUCCGGCUCAUUGCCAUGGAGAAGUUUGCUUCCUUCCAGUGGGAGUUUGUGAAGAAGAACUGGCAAUUCGCCACUUCAGGCACUGGAGUCUGCAUCAACUUCAUGAUCAUCAUGUCUCUGAAUGUGGUCUAUGAGAAAGUGGCCUACCUACUUACAAACCUGGAACAUCCACGGACAGAGUCAGAAUGGGAAAACAGCUUUGCCCUCAAGAUGUUCCUCUUCCAGUUCGUCAAUCUCAACAGCUCGACCUUCUACAUCGCUUUCUUUUUAGGAAGGUUUGCUGGCAGGCCGGGUGACUAUAAUAAGCUGUUUAACCGGUGGAGGAUGGAGGAGUGUCAUCCCAGUGGUUGUCUGAUUGACUUGUGCCUACAGAUGGGAGUGAUUAUGGUGUUGAAACAGAUCUGGAAUAACUUCAUGGAGCUGGGCUACCCACUGCUGCAGAACUGGUGGUCCCGGCGUAAGAUGAAACGAGCAGGAGAGCAGAAUAAGAGUAAAGAAGAGCUGCCGCAGUGGGAUAGAGACUGGAACCUGCAGCCCAUGAACGCACACGGCCUGGUGGACGAGUAUCUGGAGAUGGUUCUACAGUUUGGUUUCACAACAAUCUUUGUGGCGGCAUUUCCUCUGGCUCCUCUGCUUGCUCUGCUCAACAACAUCAUCGAGAUCCGAUUAGACGCCUACAAGUUUGUCACGCAGUGGAGGAGACCGAUGCCCGCUCGCGCUACUGACAUCGGUAUAUGGCAUGGUACUGAGGGAAUUGGAGUCGUGGCUGUCAUAACAAAUGCCUUUGUCAUUGCCAUCACUUCGGAUUACAUCCCUCGCUUCGUCUAUGCUUUCAAAUAUGGGCCCUGUGUGGACAAGGGUUACAGGCAUGAGAAAUGUCUAAGGGGAUACUUGAACAACAGCCUGUCUGUUUUUGAUAUGGGUGAAUUGAAAAAUGGGAGUUAUCAUCCUCGAUACUGCAGGUAUCGGGAUUACAGAGCGCCUCCAUGGAGUCCUGAACCCUACGAUUUCACCCUGCAGUUCUGGCAUGUUUUGGCUGCCAGAUUAGCCUUCAUCAUAGUAUUUGAGCACCUGGUGUUUGGCAUUAAGACCUUCAUAGCCCAUAUGAUUCCAGACAUGCCCAAAGACCUGUGUGAUCGCAUGCGCAGAGAGAAAUACCUGAUGCAGGAGAUGAUAUAUGAGGCGGAACUGGAGCACCUGCAGAAAGAGCGGAAAAAGAAUGGCAAACGUUAUCACCAUGAGUGGCCUUAGCCAUGCCUGUCCAUAAAUACACAAAAAAUGCCCACUGGAGAAACACAUACAUUACCCACAAAAGCACAUAAAGACUUGAGAGUGGCGAACAAGCGUUCUUGCAACAUGCACACCUGCAGCACAUAUGUGAACACGGACAUUCAUGUACAACCGUUCUGCUACCUUGGACAGCUAGCUUUAUUGACUCCAUGCAUGGGCUGCCCACUUUUCUUUGCUGUGACAAACCAGGGAGCUGAUUCAGUGUUUGAGGUCAAAACCUGAUCUCCGGGUGGCUCUUUAGAGCCAGGAGUUGGCAGCUGUACUCUGCACCAAAGAGGUUCUUCUCAGUCACAUGAUCCCUACCGGAGACCUCCGAUUAUCCUAUAUUUUCAUCCUGCUGAGUAGUUCUAAAACUUUUGGCUCAUUAGUUUAAAGUAGCUAUGAAAGCAGUCUGGCAAAAUUAUGGAUUGGGAUUAAGAAGUUUGAGAACCACUGCACUAAAGAAAGUCAUGAUUGGGUGUUUUGUCGAUAGAAAUGUGUCUUAAGGAUAUGGAAUGAAUGGGAUUAGUAUGAAAUCAAGCAGAAAUUAAAUAAAUUGGAUUUCCGAAAGCACAACUGGAUCCACCUGCCUUCUUAAUAGUCAACAAACAUCUGUGCCAGAGUACGCUGCAGCACAUGAUGGAGUUUCACUUCCGCAAACCACCGCUUUGUCCAUGUGAAGCAUCAUCAACAUUAAGAUCAAUGGAUUACAGUGUUUUCUGACACACCGUAAACUCCAGUGUGUAGGUGGGAAAUAUCAUUCACUGAACACACAUCCUUCCCAGCAUGGCCUGCAGAGGCGCUGCUCUUUCAUCUGUGUUCUGUCGUAGUUCUGAAUGGAGCACUUGUGCGGUUGGACUGUUUACUAUGCAGACGAAGGGCUUUUGGAGUUCCUGUUUUCUGCUUGCCUACUUGUCUGCGUCUCUGUGCGUGGCAGCUAUCAUCCCGCUGUGAAGCAGUUUCUACCUGGUGACCAGGCAACGUGAUGACGUUUACUUACGAACAUAUUUACCGAUACGCCCUCUCUCUUCGCUUGCCAGCAUCUCACAUUGUGAUUCUUGUUACAAAAGUGGUUUCUGGUAAAGGUUACCAAAUAAAAAUCAGUUUGUUUAUGCAAAUGAACAGUUUUUAUGUACUGCAUCGCCUUGAAAAGAUAUGCAGAUCUGUCUUUCAGUACAAUAAGUCAUUUUGUCAAGGCAAAAUAAAUAAAACAAAUAGCCAAUAUUGGCAAAAUGGUGAUAUAAGUAACAUGCAUGUUUUUUUUGUUUUUUUUGUGUGUGUUUUUUUUUUUUAAUUGCAUGUUGUUUCUUUGUUUUUCAUUGUUUUAUAAGACUAUGUCCUUUGUUCAUAUGCCUGGUUUUGUAGCGUGUGUGAGCUGAAUUGAUGUGUGAGUGUAGCUGCGUUUGUUGCUCAGCUGUCAUGAGUUUUGUGUUCUUACAUUCCCAUCGGUCUAUGUGCAAGACAGUGGCUAUCUUUGGCGCAACAUACUAGCAUCUCUGCAUUAUAUAGUGUGUAUGCUGUGAAUUUUCUGUAUGUGUAAAACACCCGAAUGAAUUACUACAUUUGCAAAAAUAUUAAGCAUACAACCUGAGUGAGCUGUGUGGAAUGCAGUAUGCUUUUGACUUAAAGGUGGGGUAAGUGAUUUCUGGAAGCCAAUGUUGACAUUUGAAUUCACCAAAACAAACACGCCCCAACCCCAAAAGGGUCUCGCCCCUUUUUUGAUAGCUCCACCCCGCAUGGAAACGAUUAGUUCUGUGAAACAAAGCAAAGCCCGAUCCGAUAUUUACACGGGUCCUACUUCUUGCCUUAUCGUAACACCGUGUCUACACCAGUCGGGAGCGGCACGACAAAAUACUAUAGAACUCAUUAUAAUCAGUGAUGCUGUUUACACUGGAUGCCGCACCGCGACACGACAAAUCCCCGACAUAAAACUGCUGCUGCGUUCUAUUUAUGACGUAUUGACACAAAUUUCAAAUGAUUUUCAACGGUCACUUUGUCGUGUCCAGUGUAGACAUGGUGUAAGCCUUAUUUUGUUCCGCAGACGUUUUCCUCUUCUUUUUUUUUAUCCGCCAUCUCUAUCUUUCUGUCGUCGGUCUGCUCGGCUAAUGUCUGUCAUGUGCACUGAACGCUCUCUCCUCUGCAUCAUGAGUAGACACGCCCCUUACUGCUGAUUGGCUACAAGUGUGUUUUGGUACUGGGCCCGACUCAGUUUUCUAAAGUGUUUUUGAAAAAAUGCAUACCCCACCUUUAACCUACAGUACAACCGAGUGAUGCAGUGAUUAAAUACUUUUGUUCAGAAUAAUAGAACUGGAAGUGCUAAAAUAGUCCUUUCCAGGCUUUGGCCUAAAAAAAAAACGUCAUCCCUGUAGCACUCUAUUUCCAGUGUGAUUAAUGUACUAGAAAUAUUAAAAAUCUUUCUUGAUUCAUUAUUUGAUUGGAACACCAAAAAUUGAUUAUGAAAAUGUGGAUUUACCAUUUUUAUUUUCAUUUACUUCCGAAUCAAUAAAGUAUGUAGCAACAACGUAGCAUACUACUGUUUGAAGCAUUUAUUGUUGGAUAAUGGAUGCUGUUUGACAUACUAAAAAUCGUAUGCAGUAUACAUAAACUGCAGUAUGAAGUAAGCAGUAAGCUAGUGUUCCACUCCAAACAUAGUCAGCUACUGUAAAAUAUCAAACAUCACAGUAUAUUAAUCUAUCCACCAUUAUCCAUACAGUUCGAGCUUAAACAGAUGUGAUGAUAGAAUUACCAUUGGGACAGUGGACAUGAAAGACAAAUUCUGUUAUUUUACAUUUCGCUUUUUUUUCUUUUUUAUAAAUGUAAAAUGUUGUAUUUUCUGUAGAUUUCUUUUUUGGGCGUGUAUGUGUGCAUGUUUAAAUAUGUGCGUUCAUAACUGUGUGUUUGCAUGUCUGUGAGAGAGAGAGAGAGAGUUUUGUAAAGCUGAUGAAGUGAGUACUCCCAGCAUGCAUCUCAUUCUUACACAAAAGGCAAUGACUAUGUUCGAAAUAGCAUACUACCCAACUACUAAUACAUUUUUUUUUUCAGUAUGUAUUAUGCAUAGCGUGCAAAGAAUGUGAAUUUUGUGUGCAUAGAAUAUUAAGGCUUACCACAUGUGCUAUACAAGCAGUGCUUGAGAUACUGUCCCACAAUGCAAUGUGUUCAACUUGACCUUACAUUUCAGUGUGACAUAUGCACUGAAAGUAAUAUCAUCCAUGAUUUUCUCAACUCAUUCUCUGAUCAGACUGAGAAAAAGUGCAAUAUAAGCGUGUUUAUUUCAGAGAGAUAGCUAGAUACCACUUUUAACAUGCUUAAAAAAAUAGUACGCACAUUACUGUGCGGUAUGCAAGAAGUAUUCAAGAAAUACAUUAGUAUUCCAUUUUGAACACAGUCAAUGCAUCUGUCCUCCUCAGGCCCUUUGAGUGUUUGCAGAUGAGAUAUUUGUAUCAUAUUUUCUUAGCUUGAAUCAAGUAUUGCUUUUUUAAGUAUAUAUUUUUGCACUUUCCAUUUGCAUGGGUAAGACCCCAUAUGGGUACAGAUAUAAACUCAAAAAACUCAGAAAAGAAGCUUAGAUUGUUUUCUCGCUUCAUAGAUGCUACAUUGAAUAAAAGUUGAAUUUAAGUGUAAUUUAAUGAAAGCACUUUAGGAGUGUAUUUUUUCCCCCCCGUUACCUCUAUUUAGGAUUCACGUUCGAAAUAAAAAUGUUAAAAAUAUUACUGUGUAGUUUAUUAGAACAGUGGUUCUCAACUGGCCAGUUGCCACUCAAAAUUGGUCUCCGGUCUGUUCUGGUAAGUUUAUUGACAGCAUGGAAAAACGUGAUAACUGCAAAUAAUAAAAUGCACCAGGUUUGGUACUGUGUUGGGUCACCAUUUGGGUCCUGAAUAAAAACCAGUCGAGAAUCACUGUAUUAGAAACUAAAGUGUGCUUUGAUGAUUUAUGUAUUAUGGAUGUUAAACAGGACCAGAAGAAUGGAAAUGUGAGGCUUAUCUGAAACGGGAAGUAGUCUCUACUAUGACACACCAUUCUCUUGGUGUAUUGUAAUCUAUGCAUGACCUCAUUGAGGAGCCCAGCCCAUCUAGGGCUCUUGACAAACCUUUGUGUAUUUGUGCACUUUUUACUGUGAAGUGUGCAUGGCCUAUAUCUGCUUAAACCGGAGAAGACUGACCUGAGAUCAGUACAUGUUGUAGUGGUUCUUUGUCAUGAAUGAUCAGUUAUUAAUGGCCUUGUGGUGAUCUCAUUGACAUUAAUUUACAGGCUACUGGACAACAAAUGUUAUUCAGGUUUUAUCAAAUACACUUGGUUGUGGAUAAAAUGUCUUCAAUGAAAAUGCCUGUCAUAAUGAAACAAUAAAGAUGUUUAUAAUGAGCAACAGCAUGUAUUAUACCAUUAUAGUCAGUGCUUAACAUAUCUUACACAGACUCGCUGCAUUUUAUUCGAAUAAUGACUCGAUUCCUGCAACACCAGUUAUUAGUCAAAACGAUGUAAUUGCUAGUAUUAUUAAAGUUGGAUGGUUAAAGUUGGAGUUUUUGAAUGCUAUUUUGCUGUCACUGCUUAGGUUUGAUUUUAAAAUUCCAUUUCAGAGUUCUGUGUUUUUGCAGUUUACAUAAUGCAUAUGCAUGAUAUGCAAAUAACAAUGAUACUAGUGGGUGUGUGUGGAGCCAAUGGGCCUCAUUAUGAAUUUUUGUACAAAUAGUUUGUAAAGCUGUUCUGACCUACAUGUUCAGAUUCAUUAAAGU